GCGUAGAGACGAGUGUUUCGGAUAAAGAUAUGCAGACAGACCUAGGCUCUGAUUUUGAAGAAACUGCGCUUCCUGCAGAAAUAUAGACUAUUAGUUUCAUUCUGUAAAUAGAGUCGAGCCUGGACGCGUUCAGGGCAGCGCUGGGAACGACAGAGCUUCAGAGAAGUGCUGUGAAGAGAAAAGGUUUUUUUUCUUUUUUCUUUUUUUUAUUUUUUUUUUACAAUUCAUUCAGUGACUGCCUCGCCCGGAUUGCAUCCGGCACCGAACACUGUCUACCUACAAUAGAAUGACGAUGUCUAGUAAACCGACUUUAGCAUUGUUCAUCUAUGGAAUUAUAAUGCAUAGCGCCUAUUGUUCCCCGGUCGGGCUCGACUACCCCAGACUUAGCAUGCGUUUUAACGUUGGUGUAUUAAAACUUGAAAACGAGGUUUUCGACGAGGAUGGAGAUACUUUUGCGGACUUGGAUUUUGACGGAGAUCAAAUUGCCAUACGAAGCCCCCCUUCACUGUUUGACAACGUGUACACAUUAUACUACCCACCAGAAAAGAGAUCUGAGAGACACGCAGAUGGAAUCUUUAAUGAAGCCCACGGGGACGAGCUUGGCCAGUUUCUGCACUCUAUGGUGGCAGAGCGCGCAGGCGGAGGCGGUGUCAAGGAAGGCGACAACGAACCGAUAUCCAAAAGGCAUUCUGACGGAAUCUUCACGGACAGCUACAGCCGUUACCGAAAGCAAAUGGCCGUGAAAAAAUAUUUAGCGGCGGUACUGGGAAGAAGGUACAGACAGAGAAUUAAAAACAAAGGUCGUCGCUUUUCCUUUUUGUAGCGUUAACAAUCCAAACAGCCUGUCAGGCCCUAUAAGAUCAAACCAUUCUGAGCAGUGGAUUGCGCCCGUGUUCUUUAAACAUGUAUUUAUGUAUGAAGUAAAGCCAUUAAAAUGAAUAUUUUAAUAAUAUUAUUGUUUUUCUUUUGUACAAAAAAAAGCACUUGAGACCGCACACAUAUACUUUGUGGACCAAUCUUGUAGGUAAUUAAAUCUAUGGCUAUGUAUGUAACAUAAAAAAGGAGAGAAAAAAAACCCCCUACAGCUUUAACGUUAUUCGACUAUCAUUUUACAUUCUUACACGUAUACCGGACACGAAUAGAUUGAAAAGACAAUCAAAACAUUUGAUACUUCGAGUUACCCCUUCAGAGAAUUCUAUACGGAACCGUUCAUUCAGUCCACUGCCGUAAUGCGCAGUGCGUGAUUUAGGCGCUGCUUUGGGAAGUUGUAAAAGGCUUUCGCUCGGACUUCUAGCGAGUUCUACACCCCUCUAUUCUUUCUGUACUUGCCUCAUCCUCCACCAUGGGCCCUCAGUUGCAGACAUAACCGCCAGGCUUCAGUUUCGUUCUCAACACGAAUAACAAUAUACUUAACUGUGUACUCUAUUAGGUAUACGACUGUACGCGCCAUUUCCCAGAGGCAAGAGGAAACCUCUUAACCGAUUUUUCGGAUCCACCCGCGUGUAGCCUUCCGAGCUGCGCCUCUCACUGGAAAGGUGGAUAUCCUCGACUAAUCAUGCGCAAUUAGUCUCCCAGUGCAACCCCGGUGACAGACGCAGCUGUUAGGAAAACUUAGAAACGCAUGAAUGUCUCUCUCUCUCUCUCUCUCUCUCUCUCUCUCUCUCUCUCUCUCUCUCUCUCUCUCUCUCUCUCUCUCUCUCUCUCUCUCUCUCU
Messenger RNA from Conger conger (European conger), 1713 nucleotides. RefSeq names its product glucagon family neuropeptides-like. The transcript is spliced from 6 exons. NCBI's taxonomy places the organism in Eukaryota, Metazoa, Chordata, Actinopteri, Anguilliformes, Congridae. Gene Ontology annotation, biological process: positive regulation of protein kinase activity; positive regulation of ERK1 and ERK2 cascade; neuropeptide signaling pathway. Gene Ontology annotation, cellular component: extracellular region; perikaryon; neuron projection. The coding region runs from base 287 to 823 and encodes 178 amino acids. The record is from RefSeq and is a predicted model, not a curated record. Gene Ontology annotation, molecular function: pituitary adenylate cyclase activating polypeptide activity; peptide hormone receptor binding; neuropeptide hormone activity.